Messenger RNA from Stomoxys calcitrans (stable fly), 2759 nucleotides. RefSeq names its product lysine-specific demethylase 6A. Lineage: Eukaryota; Metazoa; Arthropoda; Insecta; Diptera; Muscidae. The record is from RefSeq and is a predicted model, not a curated record. Gene Ontology annotation, molecular function: RNA polymerase II cis-regulatory region sequence-specific DNA binding; chromatin DNA binding; histone H3K27me2/H3K27me3 demethylase activity. The transcript has a single exon. Gene Ontology annotation, cellular component: MLL3/4 complex. Gene Ontology annotation, biological process: regulation of gene expression. The coding region runs from base 446 to 2641 and encodes 731 amino acids.
GCCUUUAUUGCAUGCGAAAAUUCUGAGGAAGCGUGGCUAAUGAAGACACUACGCGUUCAAUAGGUGUGAAUUUCAACUCACAGCAGACAACAAACAAUCAUCAUUCAAUAUACGUGCCGUACCAUCAUCGUUCAAUUACUCACUCACACAAAGACUCAUCAAGGGUGCAUGGAGAAAUUUUAGUAUUUUAUACACAUGAAAGCUGCUAUUAACCAAAGGAUGCCUUCGCUUAGUUUUUAAAUAGCACUAAGGGCACUAUCACCAACCCAUGGAGUAUUAAAAAAAAUAAAAAAGAAUCAUAAAUAGUGGAGGCGAAAAACAGUACACUACAACCAGGUUUUUAGUCUUUUUUGGACAAACAUUAUCUACGGCCUCCCUGGCUUAGAAACAAACACAUCGAAGAAGCGAUAUCUUUUACUGAAAUAAUAAGUCAAUAACGUUAGAGAUGAAUUCGCGACAACAGCAGCAUUCGUCCAAUGCGGCAACUAAGAGAAAAGUUGGAAAAGUCGCCGCCGCACAGGGCCCACCACCAUCCUACGUAAGUAGUAUUCCUGUAAAGCGCCUGAAAGAUGGAGAAGGCGUUUCGUACCAGACCGCUGAUAAGCAUGCCAAACCUACAUUGUCGCAAGAACAAAUGCAAACAAUGAAAUAUAUGCCGCAGAAACAACAAGAACAAGAGCAAACGCGACUUCGCCAGUUGUGUGGCGAGCAGAAACCAAUCGAUACAUCUCAAAUAAUAGCGGCUCAAGCGAAAAACCCAUUAGCCGAUACAAACGAGCCGGGGUCACAGUCCUAUUCUGACGAAUCAUUAUCUGCGAAAUACGACAAUUAUGUUACAAGACAAUCUUUUCCCGGCCAAGGAGAUAUCGGAGUUAGCGACCAACAUUUUCAGGAUUUGCUCUCCCAAAAGGAUUUAUCUUCGAAUUUCACGGAUGAUAUAUUCCGCAAUUUUAAUGUUGAUAUAAAGGACGACCCUGGUGUUAAUACCGAUGAGCUAAACGAUAUUUUAAAAGACGAGACUCAGAGAGAGUUUGACAAAGAGGAUGAAAACAAAUUGAAAUGUGGAUUUUCCAUACAAAUGGAUUCGAAACAAGUUACAACACGUGUGAAGAGCUUGCCGUUGGAUGAGCCGCCCCCGCCAUGCUCAAUUUUAAGCGUAAGUGCAACACCACCAUAUCCACCAGAUUGCCCGCCCCAACGUUUGACCAGGGAACAAUUACUGCCGCCAACACCAUCCGUUCACCUAGAGAAUAAGAAACAUGCAUUUAGCCCUCAGCUACAAGAGUUUUGCCUCAAGCAUCCCAUAGCUGUUGUACGGGGGCUAGCUGGUGCUUUAAAACUGGACUUGGGUUUGUUCUCCACGAAAACCCUGGUAGAAGCGAAUCCGGACCAUAGUGUGGAAGUUAGAACACAAGUCCAUCAACAGCCUGAUGAAAAUUGGGAUUCGACUCAGGCCAAACGAGUUUGGGCUUGCAUAUCUCAUAGAUCUCAUACCACAAUAGCAAAAUAUGCCCAAUAUCAGGCUUCGGGUUUUCUCGAAAGUCUAAAAGAAGAGCGCGAAAAGGGUGGUUCCCAAGGUGUUCAGACAAUGUCGGAUUCCGAUUCGAAAGACUCCCUUAGCAGUACGUCUUUGUGCGGGAAAAAGAAAAAGACUAAAAAUGCCAACAAAAUGCUGAGAUUCGGAACGAAUGUUGAUUUAUCUGAUGAACGCAAAUGGAGGCCUCAAUUGGCAGAGCUGCAAAAACUCCCUGCCUUUGGCAGAGUUAUAUCGGCCGCCAACAUGCUCUCCCAUGUCGGUCAUGUCAUUUUGGGCAUGAACACAGUCCAGCUGUAUAUGAAAGUACCCGGAAGCCGAACGCCUGGACAUCAGGAAAACAACAAUUUUUGUUCCAUAAACAUUAAUAUCGGUCCCGGUGAUUGCGAGUGGUUUGCUGUUCCCGACGCAUACUGGGGUGGCAUCCACAAUCUUUGUGAAAUCAAUAAUAUAAGCUAUCUACAUGGAUCAUGGUGGCCAGUGUUAGAUGAUUUGUAUAAGGAAAAUAUCCCCGUCUAUCGGUUCAUACAACGCCCUGGAGAUUUGGUGUGGGUCAAUGCUGGUUGUGUACAUUGGGUGCAAUCAGUUGGCUGGUGCAACAACAUUGCCUGGAAUGUUGGACCGCUCACAGCUAGACAAUACUCCUUGGCUGUGGAGCGAUAUGAAUGGAAUAAACUGCAGAAUUUUAAGAGUAUCGUCCCAAUGGUUCAUCUGAGCUGGAAUCUGGCCAGGAAUAUACGUGUUUCGGAUCCCAAGCUCUUCGAGCUGCUGCGAACUUGCCUGCUGCAAACUCUCAAAAAUGUCAUGCAUACCCUGGAAUACGUUAAAUCCAAGGGGGUAUUGGUUCGAUUCCAUGGAAGAGGCAAAAACGAGGCAUCGCACUACUGCGGCCAAUGUGAGGUGGAGGUAUUUAACAUACUCUUUAUAAGAGAACAGGAGAAACGCCAUGUCGUACACUGCAUGACAUGUGCACGAAAGCAAUCACCGAACUUGCAAGGUAUCGUUUGCUUGGAAGAAUAUCGUUUAACAGAGCUCUGCCAAAUCUAUGAUGCCUUUACGCUCUACAAACCUAAUACACUGCCGCAAAAUUUACCAAUUAAUCAUUAAAUUUAAAUAAAUAAAUAAAUCUUAUUUAUAUAUAAAUAACUACAUAAAAUUAUUAUUUGUGUAUUGAUUUUACUAAAGGAUACUUUAAGGUUUCCAACCCCACACACCCAAUAUAUAA